This is a messenger RNA of Peromyscus californicus insignis, 7138 nucleotides long. RefSeq names its product mitochondrial ribosomal protein L15 (gene Mrpl15). Gene Ontology annotation, cellular component: mitochondrial large ribosomal subunit. The transcript has 5 exons. Gene Ontology annotation, molecular function: structural constituent of ribosome. NCBI's taxonomy places the organism in Eukaryota, Metazoa, Chordata, Mammalia, Rodentia, Cricetidae. The coding region runs from base 55 to 942 and encodes 295 amino acids. Gene Ontology annotation, biological process: translation. The record is from RefSeq and is a predicted model, not a curated record.
AGCAACGCCGAGCCCGCCCUGCCUCCCAGGGCGCCCUUGGAGAGACAGUGGGUCAUGGCUGGCGUGGCGCGGGGCAGCGGGGCCAGCCUGGACCUGCUCCGGUCCCUGCCGCGAGUGAGCCUGGCCAACCUGAAGCCCAACCCUGACUCCAGGAAACGGGAAAGACGUCCAAGAGAUCGGAGAAGAGGCAGGAAAUGUGGCAGAGGCCAUAAAGGAGAAAGACAGAGAGGAACUCGGCCCCGGCUGGGCUUUGAGGGAGGGCAGACUCCAUUUUACAUCCGAAUCCCCAAAUACGGAUUUAAUGAAGGACAUAGUUUCAGACAUCAGUAUCAGCCUUUGAGUCUCAGGAGACUGCAGUAUCUCAUUGAUUUAGGUCGAGUUGAUCCAACUCAACCUAUUGACUUAACCCAGCUUGUCAAUGGGAGAGGUGUGACCAUCCAACCACUUAAAAGGGAUUAUGGGGUCCAGCUGGUUGAAGAGGGUGCUGAUACUUUUCAAGCAAAAGUUAAUAUUGAGGUACAGUUGGCUUCAGAAUUAGCAAUUGCUGCAAUUGAAAAAAAUGGCGGUGUUGUUACUACAGCCUUCUAUGACCCAAGAAGUCUGGAGAUUCUGUGCAAGCCUGUUCCGUUCUUUCUGCGGGGACAGCCCAUCCCAAAGCGAAUGCUCCCACCGGAAGCACUGGUGCCGUAUUACACUGAUGCCAGAAACCGGGGCUACCUGGCUGACCCUGCCAAGUUUCCUGAAGCAAGACUUGAACUUGCCAUGAAGUAUGGCUACGUGCUUCCUGAUAUCACGAAAGAUGAACUCUUCAAAAUGCUUAGUGCUCGGAAGGAUCCAAGGCAGAUCUUCUUUGGUCUUGCUCCUGGUUGGGUGGUGAAUAUGGCAGAUAAGAAAAUUCUAAAACCUACAGAUGAGAAUCUCCUUAAGUAUUACAGCUCCUGAACUCUCUUCCAGUAAGCAGAUGUGUUGAGAACCAGACAGGAGCUGAAGCAAGGCUUCUUGUGGGUCUCCAAUCUUCGGGGUUGAUAGCAGCCAUCAGUGUGGUCAGUUCUGAUUUAAAUCACAGGCAGCAAAAACUGCAUAGAGAAACUGGACCUUUUUGGGUAUAUGUCUCAAAAAUUCAAAUGGGGACGGUCUUUAGAAAGGUGGGUUUUAAAAAAUUAUUUAAAAUCAUCUUCCCUCUGUUUUUGUUUGUUUUGAGGCAGGGUUUCUCUGUAUAGCGCUGGCUGUCCUGGAAUUGUAGUGUAGACUAGGCUGGCCUCAAACUCACAGAGAUCUGCCUGCCUCUGCCUCCCAAGUGCUAGAAUUAAAGGUGUGCGCCACCACUGCCAAGCCUAAUUUUAACUACUUUAAAACAUCUUUUUACUGUCCAUCUUUUUAUGGUCUUUUCUUACCUGUUCAGUUAGAAUGAAGGGCAAGUGUAGAGGAUUGAUUAGUAGGCUGGGAGCAGGUGCUAAGGAGCUUUGGUUCUUUUUUACACAGUAGCCCCAGGGAAGCUCUGCUACCCACUGUUAAGAUAGUCCCCAACAGGGAUGGAGAUGUUCAGAAUGUGACUGACAGCUGGUGAGUAGUGGAGCUAGAGAAAGAAAGAGCACAAAUGAAUUAAUUUUCACAGCACUGGUAAGUAUAGAUAAUGAUCAAACCAUUACCAUUUUUCUUGAAGAUAGUGUUCCAAUUGAUAAAAAUUUAUCUCAGACUUCAAGACAUUUCAGUUAAAUUUAGAAAACUUGUUCAAUGAUUAUAUAAGCCAUAUGGAAAUAGGGAUUUUGUUUUAGGUGGUGGUUUUUAAAAGACAGGCCUUGAUCAAGAUCCUGAGCCCUAGCAAUUCUCUUGCUUCAGCUUUCCUAGCAGGUGGGACUACUGUGCCCAGCUUAAACUCAGUUACUGCAAAAGAUUCAGAAGUGAACAAGCUUUUCAAAGAGAAAUUGUGUUCAAAUCUUGUAAAAGCUUAAUUUACUUUAAGUGAUUAUAGUUUUUGUUUGUAUGAAACAGGGUCUCAUGUAUCCCAUGCUAUCCUUGAAUUACUGAUUCUUUCUUCCCAUGUGUUGGGAUUACAGCAUGAACCACCAUGCCUUGUUGAGCAAUUAAACAUUGAUCCUGAAUAAUUCAUUAUAGUUAUCCCACAGUUAAAAUGAUCCUUAAAAUAAAACCCCAAAACUCAUAAAUCAUGCAGUGUAUUUUUUAUUGACUUUUAUACCUUAUGUUUUGCUGACCUGGGCUCUAGUUUAUAAAGUGGUACACAUGCCUCGAGUGUGUUUCAGUUUUCAUUCAGGAUUGUGUAGGUUUUUGGUUUUUUUUUUUUUUGGUACAAACUCUAGUAAGAACCAGGAGCUAAGGAGAAUCAUCCUUAGACCAACUUCGGUGAUUGAAUUUGGAACUUUUUUUUUCUUUUUGAGACAGGGUUUCUCUGUGUAUCCCUGGUUUCCUCGAACUCUCUUUGUAGACCAAGCUGGCCUUGAACUCAAAGAUCUGCCUGUCUCUGCCUCGCCAGUGCUUGGAUUAGAGGCAUGCGCCACCACCACCUGGCUGUAAUCAAUUCUUAAAACAUGUUUGUAUUUUUCAGAGACCUGGUUAGUUUUAGCUCUGCUGGUAGGAACUCCAGAUCCCACAGCGUGAGUGAAGCAGCGCUGCGCUCACAGGUGAAGUGCUAGGCUGUGUUGCAGUUGGUGUCAGCUGUGCUGGCAGCUGCUCCUUGGUAAACUGCUUUCUGAUAGUGAGGUCUAAAUAGAGCCAGGAAGCAGCAAGCCAGCUUUUUCUAAGCAAAGUUAGAAGCUUCCACUUAAAACUUCGGUUUGUAGCUGUUGGCCAGACCUUGAAUACAGUCCUGUUCUGAAGGGGCUAGAUGAUGGUCUUGGGUAAAAAGUCCAGUUAAAAGUGAUGAGUAAGCAGAGCGAUGGUGACCCACACUUUAAUCCCAGCAGAGGCAGGCAGAUCUCUGUGAGUUUGAGGCCACGCUGGUCUACAGAGUAAGUUCCAGCACAGUCAGGGCUACAUGGAGAAACCCUGUCUUGGGGAAAAAAGUGAUGAAUGCGAAAGUGAACACAUUGAAUAGCCAACAAGGAGUUUCACAUCUUCCCACUGAACUUCAGCUCGGAUGAAUUGACUUAUAUCAGACAAACGAGAAGUGGAGAAGUCUUUAAUUAUGCAUCUGGAAUGUUGAAUUCAAUGCUUUACUUUUUGGGGGGUUGGGGUCCUUACUAAGUCCCUUGCUGGCCUAGAACUCUGUAGACAGAACUGGCCUCAAACUGAGAUCUGCCUGCCUCUGCCUCCUGAGACUGGGAUUAAAGGCGUGCACCACCUCUGCCUGGCAGUACAUAUCUGCCUUGGAAACAUUUUCAUUGUAAAACUAUGUUAUGCUUCCAAUAUUAUGUAUUUUAAAAGAUACAUUUGAGGAGCUGGAGAGGUUGCUCAGAGGUUAAGAGCACAGGCUGUUCUUCCGGAGGUCCUGAAUUCAAUUCCCAGCAACCACAUGGUGGCUCACAACUAUCUGUAAUGAGAUCUGGUGCCCUCUUCUGGCCUGCAGCCAUACGUGCAGGCAGAACACUGUAUACAUAAAUAAAUCUUUUUAAAAAGAAAAUACAUUUGAGUAGUCUAAGGGGAAAGAGCUAACAGGACACAAUGAAGACUGCAAAGAAUGUCCAGGUAAAAAGAAAAUGUGUUUUAACUGUCAGUGGUGAGUCCCUAUGGGUUAAGAAUUGAUACAUUUUGGGCUAGAGAGAGAUCUCAGCUAUUCAGGGCCAAGGCUUACAACCAAAACUUCAAGGAUUAAGUACAUUUUAUUGUUUUUAAGUAAUGGCUGGAAAAAAAAAUUCUUAAAACUCUGUAUCAGAACAAAAGUUCUUACUUGUUUUGAACAUGAUUAUAGUAUUGAAGUAUUUUAGUUUUGUAGCUCAGCUUAGCUUCAAACUUGUCAUGUAGUAGAGGGCAACCUUAAACUCCUGCCUCUACCUCCUUACAGCUGGGGUUACAGAAAGUCUGCCUCUGCACCCAGCUAUUGAAGGUUUAAUAGGACCAAAGGUUCACAUUCUGCUACUUUUACACCCCUGUUUCUCAGAGGUCCCAGAACCAGUUCUCUUUAAGUCAAAGGAUAGAUUGUUGAUAAUGUUGGGGCUCUUCUUGCCUCAGUUUAUUUCAUUUAUUUUUGGUAGUGGAGGUUGAAUCCAGGCCUUGUGUGCUGAGCUCAAUUUAAUCCCUGAGCUGUCCUCCAGCAUACAACAUUGUUUUAGAUAGGCUCCUGAGCACUUUACUGCUUGGGGAUUAUGCUGAGCCUUGCUAGCCUUGGGUUGUUUAAAGUGAGGUGCAUCCGCAGACAAGUACUUCCCCUUUGUUAAACUGAAGGGCAGUGUCAGUCUAAAGCAACAAGAGGUGUGUGACAGACACCAGUGCUUCACACGCCUGGUGACACUACCCUCCCUCUGCCUCCAGCACCAGCUGUAGCACCUCAGUGAGGGACACAGGUGCUUCCUUGAUCCGAGGAGAAUUUUGACCUCAGCCUAUCUGCAUAGAAAUGAAUUUCCUUGUAAAGACAUCCUGUAACAGUAUGUGUAUGGGGUGUGGGAGUGAAAGAUCCUGUUGGGUGUGCUGUAGCCUAGGUCAGUUUCUGCCUUGCCUCGAGCACAACUUUCCUUUGGUGAUGCAGUUUACCAUUGUAGGUCUCAGACACUGCCUCCACAGGAAAAGUUCUUCGUGGGAAGUGAGAGAGGAUGUUAGUCACCUCAAGGAGACCAUACUGCAGCCUUCCAUCUGAAAACGUGCUUUGAGGGUCCUUGGACUCUCCUCUCCCAUCCCGCUAAGCAGAAGGACUAACUGCCCUCUCCACAUUCAUAGCACUGACAGCCAACAUGGGCUUUCUUCAUUUGGUUGUCUUUGGUGGCCUACAGGUGGAAGGAAAUUGGGAUAGAGUGAUAAAGGGAAAAAUAAAAACAGGAAACAGAUGUCUGGUGAUGUAGAAUGUUUAUUUGGAGAAAGGGACUUUUUCACAAACAGCUGUAUCCGGGUUGUGAUACUGUAACCCCACAACUCAUUCUCAGCCAAAAGGGCAUGUUCCAUGAAAUUCGUCUGGUAUACUCUAGGCUUUGUGCCAUUUAAAGCGGCACAGAAGAGAGGAACAGUAGAAAGUGGUAGCUAUAAGAGUUCCUGUCACUUGAGAAUCUACUUUAGAAGCAAUAAGAUUUCAGUUUAGAUCUGUCCUUUCCUGGAAUGUGUCUUCAUCUGUUCUCAUAUGACUUUUGGUGGCCAAACCCCAAAAACCUUGAGUUAAUUUAUGUUUUAAAAGUGGUUUUUAGGGCCAGGCAUAGUUGUAUAUGCCUUUAAUCCCAGCACCCAAAAGGUGGAUCUGAGUUCAAGGCCAGCCUGGUCUACAAAGUGACUGUCUCCAAAAGCCAAAACAAAAACCACAAAACUAUUUCUAAGACUGGGGAGACAGCUUGAGUGGGUACUGUAUAUGUUCAAGCUCUAGCACUUAUGUGGACCAUAUGAACAGUGUACAUGGGCAUCAGAGGGCGAGUAGAUCCCUGCAGGCUCACUGGUGGCCCGUUUAGCCAAAUGGAGAGCUCCAGGUUCAGUAAUAAGAGACCUUCAUCAGAAGUGGGCUAGAGAGUGGGAAGUGUCAAAUGGGAGCAGUACUGCUCAUUUCACCUUGGUUAGAGAAGAGGACUCUGACCAUAAGGGUUGUCUAUUGGGAGACCUUGCUGCAAGCAAACCAUGGCACAGUAUAGCUGUCCUAUUCCGUGCCUGGACCUGCAGAGUCAUCUGGGUGGAACACAAGUCUAGGGCUUAAAGCAGGACUAGAUGUGAGACUUUGCAUGUGGUUUAUUCUCUGCCUCAUUUUGACCAUCUGAGAAAUGGAAUGUAAAAUACAAAUCGGUUUGUAUAAAAUACAAAUUAUCUUAGGGUUUCUACUGAUAUAAUAAACACCAUGACCAAAAUGGUGUUGGGAAGAAAGGGUUUAUUUGGCUUGUACAGCACUGUCAUUGAAGGAAGUCAGUACAGGAACUCAAACAGUUGGAACCUGGAGGCAGGAGCUGAUGCAGAGGCCAUGGAGGGAGGGGUGCUGCUUACUGGCUUGCUCCUCAAUGUUUGCUCAGCCUGUUUUCUUAUAGAACCCAGGACCACCAGCCCACCACAGUGGGCCAGACCCUCCCCCAUCAAUCACUAAGAAAAUACCCUACAGGCUUGCCCAGCUGGAUCUUAUGGAGGCAUUUUCUUAAUUGAAAUUCCUUCAUGUCAGAUGACUAUGACAAGUUGACAUAAAACCAGACAGAACAAUUAUGAGAAUUGAAAGCAGUCAGUGUUUGUAAAGCAUGGAACACAUGACUUGCCUUGUCUGCUGAAGUACUGGUGAAUUAGUGUGUUCUAGUCCUUAUGUAGCUGCUAUCCUAUGGCUACUACUUCCCUUCCUCUUAAAAGAUUUACAUAUAGACUGUGUUUAGCCUUUUGUAAGUUGUGCUUAAAUCUUACUGAUGAUAAGAACAUGCAUGACAGACUUUACUACUUUUAGCAGGAGCUAAAAAUACAUUUAGAAGAGGCAACAUAGCAGAGGCAGAACCUGAGGAUAAAGUUGAAUUUCUGACUUGAUCACUGAUUUCCUUUGCAAAACCAGAAGGGCCCAAAUUAUUUUUGAAGAAUAUUUGUAUAUAUUUGUGUGCUAAAGAAGCAUACAUCAUGAAGAAUAUUUGGGUAUUUGUGUGUGCUGAAGAGGCAUACAUCAUGAAGAAUAUCUAGUGUUUGUGUAUUUGUGUGUGCUGAAGAGCCAUACAUCAUGAAAAAUAUGUGUUUGUGUAUUUGUGUGCUGAAGAGCCAUACAUCAUGAAGAAUAUCUAGUGUUUGUGUAUUUGUGUGUGCUGAAGAGGCAUGCAUUUGGUGAUAAAAGGACAACCUACAUGAGGUGGUUCUCUUCUUCCAUCACCUGCAUUCCAGAGAUUGAGCUUAAGUCAUCAGUGUUAAUAUUCUGACCCGCCCCUUGGCAUUGCCCUGCGUCCUGACGUAAAAGCCUCAUUUUAAGGAAAAACUCCUUCCUCUCUCUUCCACUUAUCCUCCUACGAGGUGCACACCCUUAACCCCCUUCUCUCUUCCUCUCUAUCUCUCUUUUUCCAAUCUUUCUCUUCAUCUCUCUAUUGUAAUAAACUCUCCACAUGGA